Messenger RNA from Nicotiana tabacum (common tobacco), 1703 nucleotides. Its product is annotated as nudix hydrolase 18, mitochondrial. The record is from RefSeq and is a predicted model, not a curated record. Gene Ontology annotation, molecular function: pyrophosphatase activity. Lineage: Eukaryota; Viridiplantae; Streptophyta; Magnoliopsida; Solanales; Solanaceae. Gene Ontology annotation, cellular component: cytoplasm; nucleus.
ACACAGAGUUGUAGCAGAGCUUCCCAUAUAUUAUCCACACGCAUAGAAAAUACUAAAAUCCGUCUCUUCUCUUUGUAUUUUUAGCUUCUUGAAAUUAUUAAGGAAACUGAUCUAAUCCCAGAAAAUAGCUGCUCCUUUUCCUGUUUUAUAAACUAGAUACAGACUAAUUCCAAUUGGGUUUUCUUUUUCUUUUUCUCUCUCACCUUAACGACCCUAAUUUGCACUCCGAGAUUUAUAGUUAUAUUGGUAUAUAUAUUCCAUCUCCUUUUUUGUGGAGUUCUUUUGCUAUGGCAAUGACAAAGACCUUGUCUAUGAUCUCACGAACUGGUAGAGAUUUGCAGAGAUAUAAUGAUGGCUGUCGUCAAGUUGUUGGAUGCAUUCCGUACAGAUACAGAAAAACCAACCAAUCAUCUACAGUUCAAGGGACCCAAAUUGAUGAUUUGGAAUUUUUAUUGAUCAGCUCACAGAAAAGUCCAAGAUGGAUGUUUCCUAAGGGUGGUUGGGAAACUGAUGAGGCAUUAGAAGAUGCAGCUUUAAGAGAGACUUUUGAGGAAUCUGGGGUUAUUGGUGAGGUUGAGGUUCAAGAAUUUUUAGGUACUUGGAGUUUCAAGAGCAAAAGCCAAGGCACAUUUCAUGAGGGACACAUGUUUCCUUUGCUUGUCACUGAUGAACUUGAUGAUUGGCCUGAGAAAACUGUCCGAAAACGCCUAUGGUUGAAAUUUAGUGAAGCAAGGGAAGUAUGUUGGCAUUCAUGGAUGAAGGAAGCUUUAGAUGUCUUUGCUUCUAAGCUUACAAAGAGAAACAAAGAAGAAGAAGAGCCUCAAACAUGCGCUUUCGAUGAAUUGUCCUAUGAACAGACAGUUGGUGCUGUAUCUGACCCAAUGUUUUGUGUAGAACCAAGAAUCAGCAUAGAAGCUAAUGAUUUGACCUGUGAAGAGCUAAGAAUUAGCCUUGUAGGUAAGCUAAAGUUCAAUCAAGAAUCAAGAACAAAGCCCUUGUUCGAUGAAAUUAGUAAUGUAGCAAACUCAAUGUUCAGUGAAGAAGCAACAAUGAGCACCAAAGCCAAGCAGAUGUUCAAUGAAGAAAUGGGAAAUGGUCAUGUAACUCCAAUGUUUGGUGAAGGUAAAAGAAUAAGCAUUGCUGCUUUCAGCUAGCGAACAAAUGAAGGAGAAACCUCAAGACUUUUAAGAACCAUGGACGCCUAUUCAGCAGAAUUCUCGACAAGGUGGGAGCCAAGAAUCAGCAUAAAAUAAAGGAGAAAGAAAGAGCCUUGGAACCUUGUUAAGAGAAAUUUUGGUGGCUUAGAGUGCAGGAAUUGGCGUUGUAGCGCACAAUCUGCAAAAGAAAGGAAGAAUAGCCUUUUGAUGCAGUUACAAGCAGCAGUAUUAUGGAACUGAUAUAUGCUAUGCUUGAUUGAGAGAAGACAACAUGAGAUCUUUCAGGAUAGAGAGAUUUAGAGGUUAAUUCCAAAAGUUUCUAACUUCAUUCUUUAAUUCUUUCAUACUCAUUCAUUCUUUGUUAGCUUUUUCUUACUUAAGUCGAAUAAAUGUACAUCAACAAUUGUUUGAUUGUGUGUAAAGAACACCAGAAUUGAAAGAAAGACUGUGUCUUUCGUUUGGCAUUAAAAAUUCUUCUCUAGUUUGUUGGCAUAACCCUGUUCAUUCAAUUAUUGAACUAUAUAAUAAUGGAUGUGAAGUUCUUGA